Microstroma glucosiphilum is the source of this 1043-nucleotide messenger RNA. Its product is annotated as mRNA transport regulator 3. Gene Ontology annotation, cellular component: nuclear exosome (RNase complex); cytoplasmic exosome (RNase complex); nucleolus. The transcript has 4 exons. Gene Ontology annotation, biological process: poly(A)-dependent snoRNA 3'-end processing; rRNA catabolic process; U4 snRNA 3'-end processing. Bases 100 to 978 code for a protein of 292 amino acids. Lineage: Eukaryota; Fungi; Basidiomycota; Exobasidiomycetes; Microstromatales; Microstromataceae. The record is from RefSeq and is a predicted model, not a curated record.
CUCAUUCCUCCCGCUCCCUAAUCCUGAAAUCACCGACCCUUCCUACGCUCGCACUUCUCAUACUAGCUGUCUCUCCUCCUCUGAGGAAGUCCGACCAUCAUGUCUUACGCUUCGCUGGACAAGCGCCGUAUCAACGGCCCCGAUCGUGUCUCGCAGCCCAUCUUUCGCGCGAGCGAGUCUGUUGCGCCGGGCGAGGCUGCUAAUGCAAAGGGAAAGAGUCGACAGGUCGAGGAGAGGAGCAAGAGAGGGGAUGAUGGUGUGAGACCGAUAUUCCUCCAACUGAACCUCAUCCCCCAAGCGAACGGCUCAGCAUACAUCGAGUGUGGUGGUCUGAAGCUGGCAUGUGCAGUGUAUGGACCAAGACAAGUGCGGAGCAAUAAUCGCCAGUACACGAAUCAGGCAGAGGUGAAUGUGGAAUGUCGGUAUGCGCCUUUUGCGGGGUCGAGCAGGGUGAAGCCUGGUAGGGACCUAGAAUCCACUGCCCUCUCCUCCCUGAUCCACACCUCCCUCCUACCGUGUAUCCGUCUGAACCUCCUUCCCAAAGCCUCCCUCGACAUCUACAUUACCAUUCUUGAAUCUGACGCUUCCCUCGAGGGAUGCGCCAGUCUAGCGAUCACGGCAGCCAGCGCUUCACUCGCCUCGGCAGGCAUCGAGAUGUGGGGGCUCUGCGUGGGAAGCAGCGCUGCCCUCGUUGACGUAGACGUAGACGUCGAUGGUGGAGCGGGGAAGUCGCAGAAAGGAAGGGAGAGAAGGACACUGGUGGAUCCGACGAGGGAAGAGGCAGCUCAGAGCUCGGGCACCGUUGCGCUUUGUAGUAUGCCCGCGCUGGGGAGUAUCACUUCGUUGGAACAGUCGGGGACGGUGUCAUUCGAGGAGCUGGAUCAGGUCGUUGAGACUCUCACCAAGACGUCAGCGCAGAUCCACCUAGUCGUGGCCGAAGCAUUGCAAGAGAUGGUCACGUCGCGUCGGCCGAGGUAGUAUCUUUUGUCCUGUAUAUCAGAACGAUCUCAAUACUAGACACUCGCAACCCUCAUUCACUCUCC